Molecule: messenger RNA, 2893 nt
Organism: Ixodes scapularis (black-legged tick)
Lineage: Eukaryota; Metazoa; Arthropoda; Arachnida; Ixodida; Ixodidae
Product: proton channel OtopLc
Exons: 8
Coding region: 129-2105 (658 amino acids)
Biological process (GO): proton transmembrane transport
Cellular component (GO): membrane
Molecular function (GO): proton channel activity
Source: RefSeq, a predicted model, not a curated record
CAUACCGACAUCGAUAGCCUUACGGAGUUGUCGCCGCGGAUAGUGAGUGUGUCCAUAACUGUCGCUUUGUCGACGGUAAAAACAGACGCUCGACGCGGUUGACGAAAGAGUAGAGGCAAGGGAGCGACAUGGCUGACGACAACUUGGCGCCGCGCGCCUCCAACGAUCUCAACAUGUCGUACGAGUCGGUACGAACCUCCGGUCUUGGAUCCAGCUCCACCGACGACGACGCAACAGGCUUCGAGAACGAAGACCACCCGACACUCUCAUCGGCGGACUGGAAAAAUGAGCUGCCGAACGUGUGCGGCGGUGACAACUGUAAGAAAAAUCCGCGUCUCAGUUUAAGUUAUUCGAUGGACUCGGUCGGGGACCUCAAGUCGGACACGGUGUACAGCAUCACCAAAACGGCCACCUUCUCGCCUUCCAUCUCGAGCACAAUUGGCACAAUACGGUCGGACAAGAAAAGGCUGAGCAGGCGCACUGCUGGCAAACAGAACACGGAAAUGCUCUGGGACAACCUCACGACCCUCCUCAGCUACAUCUACGCGGCCUUUGUGGUCGUCUUUGCGGCCGUCGUCACUGUACUGAGGCCCCACAUCUACGUCGGACUCCACAGGAUCGAGAUCAACGAUGUGUUCUUCACGACGAUCUGCUUCGUGGGGCUCGCGUGGCUGGCCUUCCUGCACGUGGACCUGAGUCGCCUCGAGAGACGGGCCGUAAAGGAGCGGGACCGGGAAAAGCGGGACACGGACAUCCCCAUGUCCGACUACGUGUCCGAGUGGAGCGAAGACCAGGGCCGCCCCGUCACCGGCUACAGCUACCUGACAGGACGACACAGCGGCAGCUUCUACCUCAAGGUCGGGAUGACCGUGUUCUGCUGUGGCCACCUGAUUCACGAAGGCCUGCUACUGGGCAAAGAGGUCAUCGGCUGGAUGCACGGCGGCGAAAUCUGCGCUGACAUCUCCCUGCUCGUGGUGCACGUCGUGCGACCGAUCUUCUCAUUCUACCAGCUAUACUUCCUCUUCAAAUACUCCAACAUCGUCAUCAACAGGUGGGUGGUGAUGGCCAAGUUUGGCAUCAUGCACUGCUUCGCAACCACCUUGAGCUACUGGUUUCGGACUAUUGUAGACGACGCUUACGGUGACGUUAUCAAGGCCAACAAACACCAAGGUCCUUACUGGCUGCCACCCGCUGAGAGUGAACGUUUCUCAGACCAACCCGACAACCUGACCAACCUGAGCUGCGCCACAGCCGAUCUCUUCUCGCCCGCCUACCUGGCACCGAUGCAGUACCUCUACCCGUUCACCAUCGAGUUCGACCUCUUGCUGGCGGGCGUCUGGUUCAUCGUUCUCCAAAACCUCGGCAAACACGGCCUCAAGAACAGCCACAAACGCUACAGGUCUUCGGAGGAGACAACCGAAAAGAACUUGGUCAUCAGCGUCGACUGCCACUCGGCAAACCGCGGCAUCUUCGCCGGCAUUGUAGUACUCCUCGCUUCCAUCGUGGUCAUGGUGGUCUUCUACGUGACUGUCCUCAGCGAAGAACAUAACCACACGGGGGUCAUCGUGUACUUGGUGCAAGAGGGCGUCUUGCUGUCUCUGGCCUUCGUGGCGAGCCUCCUGGCCUACGCCCGGAUCGUGGUCUUGGACAUCAACAGUCACCCCAUCACGUUCCUGGAUGAUUUCCUGCUGUGCAUUCCCUUGCCCUUCUACUUCCUCCAUGGCAUGCUGGUGGUCAUAGCCAACCUUCAAACUGGAGGCUCCUGGGCUCGAAUCCUGCUUCAGAUCUUCUCGGUGAUCCAGGUGGUCGUGCAGACACCGCUCAUCAUCGACGGUCUACGGCGCUGCAGCAACUCCCACGUGCUCCGCUACAAGAAGCCCGGCAGGGAGGUGGUGUCCUUCCUCAUCGUCAUCAACAUCACCAUGUGGAUCGUGUACACGUUCGAGCGAAAGAUGGCCGUCAGGUUCUUCAUGGGCAUCCGCUACUACGGACUCCACGCCUGGGUCUUCGUGGAGCACACCACGAUACCGCUCAUGCUCUUCUACAGAUUCCACUCUUCCGUUUGCCUGGCGGACAUGUGGAAGUCCGCCUACGAAGCCGAGUGAACAUCAAAUUCAGCUCCCCCCCCCCCCUCUUCCCACAUCCAAGCAACCCUAUAUUAUACACAUGCAUUUCCAUUUCCCCUCCCCCUCCACCGCAUCCCAAGGCAUGGACAUCUCAACGCCUCCCUCCCUCCCCCUCUUUACCGAAACAAAUCCCUGGCUGCGCCAUUGGUGAACACCGUCCAGCGCUCGUGUGUGUGGCGACGUUCUUCGGAUUUCGUAAACGGUUCACGGUGGAUGCUGAACGACGUCAUCGGUGAAGAGAGACACUGUGCGUGUAGGACUGACGUCUUCGUGGCAUCUUCACAAUCAGACUUGACGUUUUCGUCAUCGCCACGCGGUGCAAAGAGCUUCAUGACUUUUGCCUGUUUGUUUGUUGUUGUCGUUGUAGUUCUUAAAGUGUCAGUACACAUGGUGGUUUAUUUGCCGCGUUGGCGAUUAAAUUCGUAACUAACAGGUAAAUGCCGUCGGUUUGUUGGUUUGUAUUUUCACUCAAACACGUAAUUAUGGUGAGACUUUCUUUUUAGGUGCUAGCGUGCGCGAUUAUGAAGGUCAGAACUUAGAAAUAAAAAUUGGCACAGACUUUUAUCUUCCAGUCCUAUAAUGCGUGACAUAUACUAUUUAACGAGCAAUCGUUUUAAUUUGUUUAAAAUACAUUAAAAGUCGUUUCGGGAAGCGUAAAACGUAUAUUUUUAUCGUGUUAGCGAGUAAACUGUCUUGGCGCAUAGGUCACGUGACGUCGGUCACGUGACGUCAGGUCACGUGACGUCAAUUGUCCCGUCUUUUGAUCG